Molecule: messenger RNA, 1964 nt
Organism: Arachis ipaensis
Lineage: Eukaryota; Viridiplantae; Streptophyta; Magnoliopsida; Fabales; Fabaceae
Source: RefSeq, a predicted model, not a curated record
UUUAAUAUCCAUUUCAAUUGAUUCUCAAAUCAGAAGAUGACACAGGAUCUUCGAAUUAGCGACUUAAAAGUUAGAAGUAUACACUCUUCGCAAGAAAAGUUUCCAUUUAUCAUUUGCGACUUCAGAAUGGGAUGAAAUACAUGAGGUCGAGGAAAUUGCACCAAAGAAACGAGGUGCUUGGAGGUUUUCCUGAGUUUGGUGCAAUAUUCAUGUCUAAUAGAAGUACUUUGCAAGAAUGUUUUGAGAAGAGAUUGUUUGGGCUACCUGUUGGUUACUCUGAUUUUGUUCGAAACGUAAAGGAAGGAAUGACUCUGUUCCUCUUUGAAUUUGAAGAGCGAAAACUUUAUGGGAUUUUUGAAGCAACAUCAGAUGGUGGCAUGAAUAUUGUUCCACAGGCGUAUGUUUCAACAGGAAGGUCAUUCCCUGCGCAGGUUAAAUUCAAAAUAAAAUGGCACUGUGAUCCUUUAUCUGAAGAUGAGUUUUAUGGUGCCAUUAAAGAUAAUUACUUUGGUUCCUACAAAUUCAACUUUGGUCUCACUAAGGAGCAGAUUGAGAGCCUUCUGCAGUUGUUCAGUUCAAGAAAGAUUGAAGUCCCAAGAACUCCAUGUCACAAAAAAAGGAAGAAUAAAAAACAGGGUUACAAGUCUAUAAAAGAUGUGGGGAAGAAAGGGAGGUUUGCGGAGGUUGAAAUCUUCAGAAGGAAGCCUGACAAAAUUCAUGGCAGUUCAGAUAUUUCAGAGCUAGACGUGGAAACAUUUUUGGCAUCUAUUGCUUGUGGAAAAUCUGAAGUCACCCAUUCUGAUGAUGCUUAUGAUCCUGAAAAUCCUGGUUUCCAUCAUUCAGUUGUCCCUAAGGAUCUCAAUGCUGCUUUUGGAGAAUCACAUGAGCUGGUUGCCUUGCAAUCAAAGAAAGAAAACUUCAAUUUUUCUGCAGAAGACACCUUGGAAUAUAUACCCUUGUGUUUACCAGAUUCUGCUGAUGAAGAGGGUUUUGAUGUUGGUGAAUGUACAGGAGAAGAGCUAGGUAAAUUUGUUGACAACAAAUUGUCUAUUAUCCCUGUCCCUCAGUUACCACUUGUGUCUAAUCUGAGUGAUGAAGGAUGUAACCAAAAGAAAAUGGAGGAUUCAGUCACUUCUUCAAAUGGAAGUCCAUGCUCUGGAUUAGAUAACUCGUCCUUGGCUGCUAUUUCCUUCUCAGAUGCAGUUGGCUUUCAGUCCAAACCUGGAAGUAAUCGUUGUGAACUACAGCCAGCCAAGUGUUUGUAUUCUGACAACCUGAAAAAGAGAGCCAGUGUGUUUUCCCGGUUAACUUUUCCUUCAAAGAAUCAAAAUGAUCUUAGAAUGAAGUUAGUGGAUCAUAAGUUGAGAGUCAAGCAGCAUAGUUGAGGACAAAUUUCCCAGAAUACAAACAUUAUGAUAAAGUUGACAUACCAGGAAUGUUGGGUUCCUAUUAUAACAGGACGUUUCAAGAAAUCACUGCCAAAUGAUGGGAUUGGAUAGUACAUAGUAGUAUAUUUAGAUUGCUGUUUGGAUUUGGAAACUGCAUGGUUUUGCCAAAAAAAAGCUAAAAAUAGAACCAUUGUUAAUAUACCAUGAUAGAACAGUGAUUCUUGGUCUAAUUUUAAUAGAAGUGAUUUUAGCUUGAAGUGAGGGAAGCCUAGCCCAACCAUUAAUCUAUGAGAAAUCAAUCUCAUUAGUUUCGUUAAUCGUGAGUCACAUGAUCUUAAUGAAGUAACGUCAAGCUUUCUGAUGGAUCUAUGCUUAACGAGUUCAGUCCAGUCUUUUCUUUUCUUUUUUAGUUUUUGUUUUAUUUUUUUAUAGGGAAAUAUUUGGUGUUAAUGAUUUGGAUGAACCGAAGCAAUAUGAAGAGCAACAUCUCAUUCGGCAUAUGACUGUAUUGAGAGGUAAUGUCAUGUAUAUAUGAUUUGGGAUUCAACUAGUCAAAAGUAACAUGGCACUCGAUCA